This is a messenger RNA of Erigeron canadensis, 640 nucleotides long. RefSeq names its product GATA transcription factor 19. Gene Ontology annotation, biological process: flower development; regulation of DNA-templated transcription. Lineage: Eukaryota; Viridiplantae; Streptophyta; Magnoliopsida; Asterales; Asteraceae. Bases 1 to 630 code for a protein of 209 amino acids. The transcript is spliced from 2 exons. Gene Ontology annotation, molecular function: DNA-binding transcription factor activity; zinc ion binding; sequence-specific DNA binding. The record is from RefSeq and is a predicted model, not a curated record.
AUGUAUAGGUGUGGUAGUGGCACUAAUAAUAAUACCAUGGUGUUUUCCAUGCCUUAUGAUGGAGAAUCACCUACUUCUUCCACUGUUGUUGAUUGUACACUCUCUCUAGGCACUCCGGCCACUCGUCUGGCCGGAGAUUACGAGAGAGUGAAUAAUGAAAGAAAACCUUCUUCUAAUUCCAACGACUCCAAUUGGUCUACUAGUUUUUGUUGGGAUAUUUUGCAUCCCAGCCAAAAAUCUAACCUCGGUACCGACUCUUUGAGACGGUGUGCUAAUUGCGACACCACCUCUACCCCUCUUUGGCGAAAUGGCCCUCGUGGCCCUAAGUCAUUGUGCAAUGCAUGUGGGAUAAGGUUCAAGAAAGAAGAGCGGCGAGCAAAUGCGGCGACGGCUGGCGGCGGUGACACGACGGAGACGCACCAUUACCAACCAACAAUGAACGGGAACCCGUGGGUGCACCACACUCAAGCAACUCAUAAAGUGUCGCCGUCAUGUUACACACCGGCGGCGGCGAAAGUGAAUGAAUUUAGGUUUAUGGAUGACGUGGACGACAGAGAUUCUCCGUUCCUAUCGUGGCGUCUCAACGUUACAACUGACAGACCAGGUUUAGUCCACGGGUGUACGAGAUGAAUGUGUGGCC